AUAAAAUGAAAAGAGAUAGGCUAGUGACCAGUGAGACGAUCCGCCUCACGCCUGCGGUUGAAAAGCGGACGGGACAGCCGCGUGCUGGCCUUCUUUUCCCGGGCUCUCUGCCCUGCCUCAUCACGACACAGAAUAGAAUCGAAUCAGUUCGUCGGAAAUGAGAACCCGUAGUAACUCCAAGCGUCUCAAACAGUCCGCUGCUGAUGGGCCAGCGGUUAGCAAUUCUUGUCUUGAUUCAGAAAGACAAAGCAGUUUUUCAGUGGAACAUAAUGAGACUCUCGAAAACAUAUCAAGAAAUUCAGUUCGGAAGCUUAUAAAAAAAGCAAGGUCACUUGGAGGUUCUAGAUUCUCAAAUGCUGAUGAUACUUAUCUGCACCGGUGUAGUGAUUGUUCAGGAAAGAUAUUGAGUGAAUCACAAUGUAAGGGCAAGCAACCUACGAAACCCGCAUUUGGUGCUAUUUCUGAUGGCAUGGACAUAAUGCAAAAUACUUCACCAGAAGUAAAAGCUGGUGGGAAGAAUUCUCAGCAUCUGAAACCUGAUAUUGAAGAAGAUGAACUAGAUUGGGAAGAUGGGUCAAUUCCUGCUUCAUCUUCAGAAAAAGCUGGAGUAACCAUUGAGUUUGAUGUUCCAGAAGGUUCUGCUAAACGGAAGACUGUACGUCGUGUCACUGCUGAAGAAAAGGAUUUGGCUGAGCUUGUACAUAAGGUUCAUUUGCUUUGUUUGCUUGGGAGGGGGAGGUUAGUCGAUUGUGCUUGCAAUGAUCCUCUCAUUCAGGCUUCUUUACUUUCACUUCUUCCCACUCACUUGUUGAAGAUAUCAGAUGGACCAAGCCUUACCUCAAAGUCUCUAUCUCCUAUUGUUAGUUGGUUCCAUAAACAUUUCUGUGUUGGAGGUCCAAGUGCUACCAAGGAAUCUAUACAUUUAGCGAUGAGAUCUACUAUUGCAUCUAGGGAAGGAAGCCUUGAAGUGGUUGCUGGUUUGUUUGUGGCACUGUUAAGGGCUCUAAAUAUUACAUCUAGGUUUGUAUCCAUAUUGGACGUGUCCCCUUUGAAGCCUGGCGCAGAAAAACCUUAUUUAUCUAGACGGGCAGGUACUGAUAUAUUUAAAUCCUCAACAUUGAUGGUUGCUGGAUCAAGUCAUUCUCCUGCUGUAAGAGAUCUGAUAUCUAGUUACAAGAGAGGUGUUAGCAGAAGUUCCUCAAGGACCCCAAGUGAUGCAAACAAAACUAAUGGUGGGAAGCCAUUAGAAAAUUCAUCUAAAUCCUAUGAUUCAUCUCUUACUGACACUAUGAAGCAUGGACUCUUGAAUCAGUCAGAGUCUAAUGCUCAGAUAGAACAAUCAAAGAGAAAAGGAGAUCUUGAGUUUGAGUUACAGUUGGAAAUGGCUCUUUCUGCCACAGCAGUUGAAAGUGUUCGGGAAAAUUAUGUCCAACAAUUGGAGGAACCACUACACACAUCAUCAAACCUUUCACCUUACAAAAUAAAGAACAAAAUAUCAGAAGAUUGUUCAGAUGGAAUUUCUACUGCUAUUGGAUCAAAAAAGGUAGGAGCCCCACUAUACUGGGCAGAAGUCUAUUGCAGUGGUGAGAACUUGACCGGAAAAUGGGUACAUGUAGAUUCUGUGAAUGCAAUUGUUGACGGGGAGCAAAACGUGGAAGUUGCUGCUGCUGCAUGUAAAAUUCCUUUGAUAUAUGUUGUUGCUUUUGCGGGAAAUGGAGCUAAAGAUGUGACCCGCAGAUACUGCACAAAGUGGUACAAAAUAAGGUCAAAAAGAGCAAACUCGCAUUGGUGGGAUGAAGUAUUGGAACCAUUGAAGAAGAUGAUGGCAGGACUAGAUGAUUUAGGGUAUCUAAAUAAUGAAGUUUCAAGUACUGGAAAGGAGAGUAUAACGUCAGGGAAAGGAGUCUAUCAUUCAGAGGCAUUUGAAGAAUGUAGUAAUGAGAGGAGAUACUCCCAGUCCUCUUCCAUGGCUUCUAUUCCUUCUCUUUCAAGGAGUGAUGUAGAAGAUAUGGAGUUAGAAACUAAGGCAUUAACUGAACCUAUACCAACCAAUCAGCAGGCUUACAGAACACAUCAUUUGUAUGCUAUAGAAAAAUGGCUUAACAAGUAUCAAGUACUUUAUCCUAAGGGGCCUGUUUUGGGAUUUUGUUCGGGUCAUCCUGUAUACCCACGAACUUGUGUUCAAACACUCCAAACAAAGCAAAGGUGGCUGCGGGAUGGGCUGCAAGUCAAAGCUAAUGAACCCCCAGCAAAGAUUUUAAAGCAUUCUCAAAAGAAAAGAACAGAAGUUUUUGGUGAAGAUGGUGAGAGUAGUGAGGGAGAUUCAGGUGGAACUAUUGAACUUUAUGGAAGAUGGCAAACAGAACCAUUGUCUCUACCUCCUGCAGUCAAUGGCAUUGUCCCCAAGAAUGAACGUGGCCAAGUUGAUGUUUGGUCAGAAAAGUGUCUGCCUCCAGGAACUGUUCAUUUGCCAUUGCCAAGGGUAUAUCUGGUAGCAAAAAGAUUAGAAAUAGAUUUUGCCCCUGCUAUGGUUGGAUUUGACUUCCGCAACAGCCGUUCUGUCCCUGUAUUUAAGGGGAUUGUGGUGUGUGCUGAGUUCAAGGAUGCAAUUUUAGAGGCAUAUGCAGAAGAGGAGGAGAGAAGAGAGGCGGUAGAGAAACACAGAGCAGAAGCAGAAGCACUCUCAAGGUGGUAUCAACUUCUCUCAUCUAUCAUCACCCGCCAAAGGUUAAACAAUGCCUAUGCAAGUGGUGGGCCGUCUAGCGCUCAAAACCUCGACCCUGACAGCUCAGUGAAAAUGAUGACGAGUCAAGCAGAAGGGAAUCAAGAAAAGAUGCUGGAAAAGAAUAAUCAAAUUUUAUUAGGUGCAGAAGAAGAGCACCAUGAACACGUGUUUUUCCUGCAGGAUGAUCAGACUUUAGAUGCAGAUAGUUCCAAUCGAACAAAGCGCUGUUGUUGCGGAUUCUCAAUUCAGUUUGAAGAGUUGUAGAAAAGGGCAUGUUUGACAGGUUGGAAAGCUACCAUUUUUUGUUUGUGAGAUGUCUUGUUACGUCCAAAAAGCUGUAGCCCCGGUUUUUUUGGAAUAAUCAUGUAACGGGGAGUAAUGUUUUUGACGUUUUAAUACCUGUAUUUGACUCCUCUCGGCUUGUACACGUGUAUGAAGUUGGGAUCACCUGGUGUUAACAAAAAGAAGUUAU
This is a messenger RNA of Cuscuta epithymum, 3197 nucleotides long. The record is from the annotation of a GenBank genome assembly. NCBI's taxonomy places the organism in Eukaryota, Viridiplantae, Streptophyta, Magnoliopsida, Solanales, Convolvulaceae.